AAAGUUGCCUCAGAGAAGUGAAAAGACAUGACAAAGGGUACUUGAGGAUAGCAAAAGGGUUUGACAGCGGUGACAGCGUCAGGAUAAAGCCACGCAGAGCCGAGACGAGCUGCUGCGACUGCGCGGCGCGGCGCGAAGACCCCGGGGUUUACGCUGACAGCGUCUUGGCGACUUUACACACACACACCCCCCCCCUCCCCUACCAACACGCAUCGCUCGACUCCACGUGGGUAAAAGCCAGGGUUCAUGUGUGACAUAUACAGCCUGGAUUCACAGUGCGUGUCUCCACAAUGCAACAUGAGCUGGACGAUGGAGCCCGCUAACUUCUACGAGAGCAACAAGCUGGGCGGCCUGCAGGGCAUCUGCAAGGUGGCCAGGGGCGAUGGCACCGUCGGCGAGGACAGCAGCAGCAGCGGCAGCAUGGUGGAGCUGAGCACGGCCCUGGCCAUGUACGAGGACGAGAGUGCCAUCGACUUCAGCCAGUACAUCGAGUCCAUGACGGCCGUGCCCAACCUGGAGCUGUGCAACGACGAGCUCUUCCUCGACCUGUUCAACACUGUGAAGCAAGAGAAGGCGGACUUCUACAGCCACGGCGCGCCCAACGCCACGUCCGGCGCCGCGGGCCAGCUGUCGGGCGGCUCGCCCUACGCGGCGGAGGGACACCGGGGCUACGGGAGGAAGGGCGACGGCGCGGUGUUCACCGCGGCCAUCAAGCAGGAGUCGGACUGGAGCGACAGCGACGUGUCGUCCUCCCUGCCCUCGCAGAUCGAGACCUGCGCCCAGACGGCCGUCAGCCUGCCCACGGGACAGCCCACCCCUCCCACCACCCCGGAGCCCCUGUCCGCCGACAGCUCCGCCAGCUCCUCCCCGCGGAAGAUGGGCAGGGAGAGGGGGAAGAAGUCCGUGGACAGGUUCAGCCACGAGUACCGGCAGAGGCGCGAGAGGAAUAACAUUGCCGUGAGGAAGAGCAGGGACAAGGCGAAGCAGCGCAACUUGGAGAUGCAGCAGAAGAUGAUCGAGCUGGGCGCCGAGAACGACAGGCUGCACAAAACCAUCGAUCAGCUGACCAGGGAGCUGACUGGUCUGCGGGACUACUUCAAGCAGCAGCUGCCCGGCUCCUUCGAGGGCUCCGCGAGCGCAGAGCGACGGUGACAGAGCCAGUCCCCCACUGUCACCUCCAUUCAAACCCAGUUUUUGGAAGACAUACCUCAGCCCAGACAUUUGGUCUUACCAUCUGUAACAGAUGUAUAUUAAGCUUACCAUAAUGGCACUGGAAAUAUUUGAUGUUGCUGCCAUUUUCGUUUUGUUUUGUGGGGGGGGAGGGAGGGGAGGGGGGUGCGUGUUUUUUCUAUAUUAAAUUAUUUUACAUCAUACGUUGUUAUACCGGACAUGGUACAUGUUUUAUAAUUCCAAACUUUGUAUAAGAGCCAGAGCAUGAUCUUUUAUAUAGUUUGUAUGAAACCUUGAAAACAUUUGUUUAUGGAAUCUAUAAUAAAACUGCUGAAAAGUUA
This is a messenger RNA of Lampris incognitus (smalleye Pacific opah), 1511 nucleotides long. RefSeq names its product CCAAT enhancer binding protein delta (gene cebpd). Gene Ontology annotation, molecular function: DNA-binding transcription factor activity, RNA polymerase II-specific; RNA polymerase II cis-regulatory region sequence-specific DNA binding. The record is from RefSeq and is a predicted model, not a curated record. Bases 247 to 1152 code for a protein of 301 amino acids. The transcript has a single exon. Gene Ontology annotation, biological process: regulation of transcription by RNA polymerase II; DNA-templated transcription; regulation of cell differentiation. Lineage: Eukaryota; Metazoa; Chordata; Actinopteri; Lampriformes; Lampridae.